Penicillium argentinense is the source of this 267-nucleotide messenger RNA. RefSeq lists its product as uncharacterized. Bases 1 to 267 code for a protein of 88 amino acids. The transcript has 2 exons. Lineage: Eukaryota; Fungi; Ascomycota; Eurotiomycetes; Eurotiales; Aspergillaceae. The record is from RefSeq and is a predicted model, not a curated record.
AUGAACGACCUGCGAACCACCCUGAAAAAGAAAUGCCACAAGCCUGGGCAAAUCAAGACAGUGUGGUACCAAGCGCCUUACUCUGAACGAACUCCAGCAGUUCUCAGGAUCGGCAGCUCAGAUUUGCUGUCGAUCGCAGUCUUCUCAAGACAUGCGACCGCUUGCCAGCCGAGGUGUUCGAAAGCCCUCAACUCGCGCACUGUUGGUGGAAAGUUCGAAAAGAAACCGAAAGUCGAAUGUGAGGAAUCAAGUCGCUCCUCGAGAUGA